Molecule: messenger RNA, 2492 nt
Organism: Python bivittatus (Burmese python)
Lineage: Eukaryota; Metazoa; Chordata; Lepidosauria; Squamata; Pythonidae
Gene: KLHDC4
Product: kelch domain containing 4
Molecular function (GO): protein binding
Source: RefSeq, a predicted model, not a curated record
GCCCCGGGAAAGGGAAAGGCCGGGGCUGCCAUGUGAGCGGCGCACAGGGCGGAGCCGGAGGGGCAGGGCAGGGCAGGGCAGGGCAGGGCGGGGGCGCCAGCCCCCCCACCCCGGCCGAGAUGGGCAAGAAAAGCAAGAAGGAGAGGAAGGCCAAGGGAGCCGAGAAGACGGCCGCCAAGAUGGAGAAGAAGGUCUCCAAGCGGACGAGGAAAGAGGAGGAGGAUCUGGAAGCUCUCAUAGCUGAAUUCCAGACUCUGGACGCUGGAAAGACUCAGGUGCUUGAGACCCCCUGCGCCCCUCCGUCCCCCAGGCUCAACGCUUCUCUCUCUGCACACCCCGAGAAAGAGGAACUCAUUCUGUUUGGAGGUGAAUAUUUCAACGGCCAAAAAACGAUCCUCUACAACGAGCUCUUCGUUUACAACAUCCGGAAGAACAGCUGGGCUAAAGUCGAUAUUCCAAGCCCCCCGCCUCGGCGCUGCGCUCACCAGGCUGUGGUGGUUGCUCAAGGCGGCGGACAGCUUUGGGUGUUUGGUGGGGAAUUUGCUUCUCCGGAUGGGGAGCAGUUCUACCACUACAAAGACCUCUGGGUCUUGCAUUUGGCCAGCAGAACUUGGGAGCAAGUCAAAGCUUCAGGGGGACCCUCAGGGCGGAGCGGACAUCGGAUGGCAGUGAGCAAGAGGCAACUCAUUGUCUUUGGAGGCUUCCAUGAAAGUAGCCGAGAUUACAUCUACUACAAUGACGUUCAUGCUUUCAACCUGGACACAUUUGCCUGGUCUAAGCUGGCUCCUUCUGGGAUCGCUCCAGCUCCGAGGUCAGGUUGCCAUCUGGCUUCAACCCCUGAGGGCAACAUCGUGAUCUAUGGAGGCUAUUCCAAGCAGCGAAUUAAGAAGGACGUUGACAAAGGGACCCUCCAUUCGGAUACGUUCCUCUUGAAUUCUGAAGGCUCGGACAAAUGGACCUGGACCCGGGUGAGUCCUUCUGGUGUGAAGCCCACACCCAGGUCUGGCUUCUCAGUGGCCAUGGGCCCUGGCAACCGGUCUCUUCUCUUUGGUGGGGUACAUGAUGAAGAAGAAGAGGAAUGUCUUGAAGGUGACUUCUUCAACGACAUUUAUUUCUAUGAUCUGGCAAAGAAUCGGUGGUUUCCUGGACAGUUAAAGGGGUCAAAGUCUGAGAAAAAGAAAAGAAGGCGAGGCACAACGAAAGAGGAGUCCCAAGAUCAGGCUGGUGGUGGAGGGGAUGAGGUGGAAGGGCAGCCUCCGCCAGGCCCUGUGGAGAUUGUCAAGGAGGUGGUGGCAGAGGACGGGACUGUCAUGAUCGUCAAGCAGCUGAUGCCAGUUCCCCAAGGGGAGCCAGCAGAGUCGGAAGGAGAAGAGGAUGGCAAGGGGAAUGAAGCCUCCAAACCCCCAGUGGAGCCCUGCCCACGUUCAAAUGCCAUGCUGGCAGUGAAGCAUGGGGUGCUCUACCUCUGUGGGGGGAUGUUUGAGGUGGGUGACCGCCAGUUCACUCUCAACGACCUCUAUGCCCUUGACCUCCACAAAAUGGAAGAGUGGAAGGUCCUUGUGGAGAUGGACCCAAAAACUCAGGAAUGGCUUGAAGAGUCUGAGUCUGAUGAAGAUGUGGAAGGUGCUGAGGGUGGAGAGGAAGAGGAGGAGGAAGAGGACUCUGAUGAGGAGGAGAGUGAAGAGGAUGACAAGGAAGAACAUCCACCUGUGCAGCAGGAUGAAAAGUUUGCAGACUACCUUUCAAGGACAGAGCAGUACUGGGUGAAUCUGGCCCGCCAGAACAUGGGCCCUGAUGCCAAAGAGAAGAAGACGGUGAAGGUGGGACAGGCCAUGGCGAAGACGUUCCACGAAAGUGCUGCCUAGACACUUGAGGGCCAAAUGGUUGUGCUUGGCCAGUCCUGUCCCAUACAGGGGUGCUCGGUGCAGGAUCUGACUGGCAGUUGAUUGCUUAGAAGGCCUCUGUUAAAGAGGUUCUCUCAGUCAAGGAUUUGAGAGUAAAGUAAUCAACACAUGCUGAGAACGCCUGAAAUUGUUCUUGACUGAUGUAAGCAAAGCCAAUGCUUAGAGGGGGCAGGCUUUUCCCUGGGUCUAACCCUUUACAGGGAGGGAGGUCGUGCUUCCUGGAGGACUGCAUUCAUGAUCCCCAGGAGAAUCCACCCCACAACGUUCUCCUCAUGUCGCAAAGCUAGUUACAUCAGAGAGUCACAGUUAUUCCUGGGUCUCCGGGGCACUUCUGGGUUGUGGUUGUGUGUAGUUGCUGGAGGAGAGAGUUUUCUGAUGGCCCUGUGCAUGUUCAGUUAUGCUAGAACCCAGCUGAGCGUGAGAAGAGAAAGAGAUGUGGACAUAGUAGAAAACAUUUUGAGAGCGAGUAGCUGGAAUAAGGUCUUGAACUUUUAACAGAAGCCACAUCUCAUAUGGGUGAGGUCAUGAGGCUGGAAGCUGGAAUUUGCCAUUUUAAGAGUUUACAAAUAAAAAUGCUUUUGCUCGUUA